AUGGUUUUUAUCCAGCUGUUCUGUCCACUUCUCAGGUGCUGCUGGACUCGUGACAACUGCCUCGCUCAGGUCUAUAGCCUGGAAAACUGUGGAUUCCUCAUAAGGAACCCCUACACCAGCCCCUAUGCAUUCUCGUGCUCUGGGAAUGAGAUCACCUGCAGUGACAAAAACAACCCCUGUGAGGCCUUCAUCUGCAACUGUGACCGCCAGGCAGCCAUCUGCUUCUCCAUGACUCCAUACAUCAAGUACUACAAAGGCAAUGGCUGUUAGACUUGUCACCUCAGUUACUGGACACUAUCCCUGCCUGCCUAGUUGUCUUCACUACACACUGUGUCCUCUAAUAAAGCACCUAUGGAAAGAGCUUGGCUAUGAUGAUUGUAGUCUUUGUCUACCAAACAUAAAUAUAUCCUCAGAGAACAUCAUUCUGUCUAUCCCUGGAAGCUGAAGUAUAAUGGGUAAGAUGUUUCCAGGAAACAAGGACCUUGAAGUGUCAUUUAUGAG
Messenger RNA from Peromyscus leucopus (white-footed mouse), 501 nucleotides. RefSeq names its product phospholipase A2-like. The transcript is spliced from 3 exons. The coding region runs from base 1 to 270 and encodes 89 amino acids. Gene Ontology annotation, biological process: arachidonate secretion; lipid catabolic process; phospholipid metabolic process. Lineage: Eukaryota; Metazoa; Chordata; Mammalia; Rodentia; Cricetidae. Gene Ontology annotation, molecular function: A2-type glycerophospholipase activity; calcium ion binding. The record is from RefSeq and is a predicted model, not a curated record.